GCGGGCGGCGGCGGCCGCGGCGGGGCGGCGCGGGGACCGGGCCCCGGGGGGAGCCGGCCGGGCUGCUGCUGCUGCUGCUCCAGGUGCUGCCGCCCGGGGCUGCGGCUGGGCCGGGGCGCCGGGGCAAGCGGGGCGCCGGCGGCGGCGGCGGCGUCUGCUGGCCCGGCGCUGCCCCAGCCUUUCCCCGGGACGCGCGGCUGCUGCUGCUCCUGCCUCCCCUGCUGCCGCCGCCGCCGCCGCCGCCGUCGCCGCCGAGCUCCGCGCCCGCAGCCUCCGCCUCCCGGAUGGACGCUCUGCCCCGCGGCGGGCUGCACCUGAAGGAAGAGCCGCUGCUGCCUGCGGGCCUGGGCUCCGUGCGCUCCUGGAUGCAGGGCGCGGGCAUCCUGGACGCCGGCACCGCGGCGCAGAGUGGCGUGGGCCUGGCACGAGCACAUUUUGAGAAGCAGCCUCCCUCCAACCUCAGGAAAUCCAACUUCUUCCACUUCGUGCUGGCCAUGUACGACCGGCAGGGGCAGCCCGUGGAGGUGGAGCGCACGGCCUUCAUCGACUUCGUGGAGAAGGACCGAGAACCUGGGGCUGAAAAGACGAACAACGGGAUCCAUUACCGCCUCCGGCUGGUGUAUAACAAUGGACUUCGGACGGAGCAGGACCUCUAUGUGCGUCUCAUCGACUCCAUGUCCAAGCAGGCCAUCAUCUACGAGGGGCAGGACAAGAACCCGGAGAUGUGCCGCGUGCUGCUCACCCACGAGAUCAUGUGCAGCCGGUGCUGUGACCGGAAGAGCUGUGGCAACCGGAAUGAGACACCCUCAGACCCCGUCAUUAUUGACAGGUUCUUCCUCAAGUUCUUCCUCAAAUGCAACCAGAACUGCCUGAAGAACGCAGGGAAUCCCCGAGACAUGCGUCGCUUCCAGGUGGUGGUGUCCACGACCGUGAGCGUGGACGGGCACGUGCUGGCCGUGUCUGACAACAUGUUUGUGCACAACAACUCCAAGCACGGCCGCAGGGCGCGCCGCCUGGACCCCUCCGAAGGUCAGGACCCCCGGUUCGCGCCCGCUGCCCUCAGGCCCAGCCGGCCCCCCGCCCCACCCUGGGGCCAGCCCCUGACCUGGCUCCUCUCCCGCCCCCCAGCGGCCACCCCCUGCAUAAAGGCCAUCAGCCCGGGGGAGGGCUGGACCACGGGCGGCGCCACCGUCAUUGUCAUCGGCGACAACUUCUUCGACGGGUUGCAGGUCGUGUUCGGGAACGUGCUCGUGUGGAGUGAGCUCAUCACGCCGCACGCCAUCCGGGUGCAGACGCCCCCGCGGCACAUCCCCGGGGUGGUGGAGGUGACCCUGUCCUACAAGUCCAAGCAGUUUUGCAAGGGGGCCCCCGGCCGCUUUGUCUACACAGCCCUGAAUGAACCCACCAUUGACUACGGGUUCCAGAGGCUCCAGAAAGUCAUCCCCAGACACCCCGGAGACCCCGAGAGGCUGCCCAAGGAGGUGCUGCUGAAGCGGGCGGCCGACCUGGCGGAGGCGCUGUAUGGGGUGCCCAGCAGUAACCAGGAGCUGCUCCUGAAGCGCGCGGCCGACGUGGCCGAGGCCCUGUACAGCGCCCCGCGAGCGCCCGCGCCCCUCGGGCCGCUGGCCCCCAGCCACCCGCACCCCGCCGUCGUGGGCAUCAACGCCUUCAGCAGCCCGCUGGCCAUCGCCGUCGGGGAAGCCACGCCGGGCCCGGAGCCGGGCUAUGCGCGCAGCUGCAGCAGCGCGUCCCCCCGCGGGUUCGCGCCCAGCCCCAGCUCGCAGCAGAGCAGCUACUGCAGCGGCCUCGGAGCCGGCCUCGGCGGCUACGGGGCGCCGGGAGUGGCCGGCCUCGGCGUGCCCGGCUCCCCGAGCUUCCUCAACGGCUCCACAGCCACCUCGCCCUUCACCAUCAUGCCCUCUAGCCCCCCGCUGGCUGCUGCCUCCUCCAUGUCCCUCUCGGCGGCUGCCCCCACCACCAGCGUCUUCUCCUUCUCGCCUGUCAACAUGAUCUCCGCUGUCAAACAGAGGAGCGCCUUUGCCCCCGUGCUGCGCCCACCAAGCUCCCCAACCCAGGCCUGCCCCAGAGCCCACGGAGACGGGCCUCCAGACCAGCCUUUUGAGGAUUCUGAGAAGUUCCAUUCUCCAGCCCGGGGGCUUCAGGGCCUGGCGUAUUCCUAAUGCGGUCUGCAGGUCUGGCCCCUGCUGGCCCGGACUGGAGGUCCCACCAGGAUUCACGCCCAUGCCCUGGAUGGCAGCACAGACAGAUGCAGGGCCAGGGCUGUGGGCAGACCUCAACCCAUGGGCAUGAGAGGGGAGAGGACUUCCUCCCCAUGCUCACGGCCCUCCACAGGCUUCCUUCACCUCCCUUUCUUGGGGCUGGUCGGAGCCCCAGCACUGUGCUGAUGCUUUUGGCAGGAAAGCAUCCCAGGAGGUGCGGGAUGUAGGACUUCACACUCUGGACCGGUUCUUGCGGAAGAGAUGGACUCUGUGCAGACCUGAAGCAUCAGGUGACAGGAGCACAGGAAGUGGACUGCGGGAAAGAGAAUAGCUCAGGGAGAGGUGGCCUGGGACGAUCCCAUUUGUGUCUGGCCCAUCUCACUGUCCCAGAGCCCCACUUCUCUCUAGGGCCUGGGAGAGGUCCAGCAGCCUCAGAAGGCCUGCCCAGGCUCCCAUGGAGCUUCCGAUGGCCGCCUGACCCCGUGGCUGCCCCCCUCCCAUCGCAGCCUGCACUCUCACGCUUGCCACAUCAUGAAUCCCAGUGGGGGCUUCAGGCAUGGCAGUGCAGAAGAGGGGGUGCUAGGCCCCCUGAAUUAUGGGUCUUCUUCCCAAUAUAUGUCCCAUGGACUCUGGCCCCCCCAACACACAUGACUCUGCUGGUCCCAUAGAACCUUGGAAUGGGCCCAGCUGCCCUGGACUCACACUCUGCUCUGUUGGGGUUGGAGAAAAGAGAACAAUAAACACAGAUGCAGGUGGCCACCCGGCCUCUCCUGCCUGCUUUCUUGGCGCGGGUCUGCGUUUCUAGGCUUCUCGUGAAGCCCGUCCAAAAUGUGACCCUGGGCAGCCUUCCUGCAGGUUGGGCUUUUCAACAGCCCCAGAGUUCCACUGAGCAGCUAUUCCCUUCCCAGGUCUCCUUUAGGUACUGUGUGGGGGUGUGGGGAGAGGGCGUACAGGCUUGAGGACCCAGGACAUGGGCUGAGCCCUGAGAUCUUUGGCUGGGAGCACAUUCUGGCCACUGAGGACUCCGUCCCCUAGCUGACUGGCCAGGACCAAAGGAGGGAUUGUACCCCCCUGGGUAGGGGUUGCUAGGAACCAGAAUAGAGCAAAUUAAACAUUACCUAGCUGUAAGUAAGAUCCUUCCUGACUAGAGGCUGCAGGGCCUCACUUGGGCUGGGUGGGGUAGCUUUUGGCUCCCAAAGUUGCUAUCUGAGCAAGUCUGACCCCAGGCCUAGCCACUUUCUGCCUCUCCUGUCUCAGAGUUUUAGAGGAAGGAGAGGAAAGAUUUCUGGACUCAUUUACCCCCUCUCCAGGAUGAAUCCCGGUUGUUCCCCUGAGACAUGUGCCCUAGAUCUCGGUCCCAUGGGUCAAAAAAAAAUGGGAACCACUUUUUUGAUCCAUUGUCCAGGGAUCCCAGUGUCCAGCCUGGCAGCACUCUUUGGCUCUCACCUGUGGAAAUCCUGUUCUUCCCCAACCCGUGUGCCUUGCAGCCCUCUGGGCAAAGACACUUGCCAAGGCAGAUGGGCUGGUCCUGCCGCUUCCUUCUCUAGUGUUCCUGGCCAACAUCUGGGACCAUAACAGGUAGCCUUCUGGUCAUCCUCCCGUUUGUAGUGCUUGCCCUCUCAGUUCUUGUUCCCAGCCUGUGUUGCAGAGCCCUGCCACCCCACACCCUGCUCCAUUCAGAUUCUGAGCAGUUCCUACUGCCUGGGGCUCUCCACUGCAGCCCACUGGACUGGAUGCAGAUGGUAGCUGGACAGUGGUCAUAUUCUGGUUCCUGAGAUGGGUCAGAUGCCACGGUUGACAGGAAUGAGGUGUGAUAUCUGUCUUCAAAAUUCUCUCAACCAUUUGAGUCGGCACUGCUCAUUCCCUGGUCCAGAGUAGGCAGAGCUGAUCGAUUAUGUUUGCUAUUAGUUUGAUGGACUGAAUUGUGUCCUCUUCAAAUUCAUACAUUCAAGCCCUAACCCUUUCCCCCAUAUGACUCUGUUUAGAGAUAGAGCCUUUCAGGAGGUGAUUAAGGUUAAGUAAGGUAAUGAGAGUCAUGCCCUAAUCUGAUAGAACUGGUGUCGUCGCAAGAAGAGGUCCCAGAGCUCCCUCUUCACUCUGUGAGGACACGGUGAGAAGGUGACCAUCCACAAGCCAGGAAGAGAGUCCUCGCCAGGAACCAAAUCAGCUGGCACCUUGAUCGCUGGUACUUGUAGUUUCCAGAACAAUGAGGAAAUAAAUUUCUAUUGUUUCGGCCACCUCGUCUAUGGCUUUUUGUUAUGGUAGUCCAAGGUGACUAAUAUAAUUGCCUUUUUCAUGUGUCUUAGUUUGGGUUCCCCUAGAAGCAGAGUCUGAGACAAGCUUCCUGCUGGAGCACUGGGGUAGACAAUGUAAAACACACCUCGGAGUUUUUCCACCCGAGGAGUAAGGGAACUGGAGCAUUUAUACACCAACUUCCAUCCGUCAGUGGUUGAGGGCUUCUGGGAGAAAGGGGAGCAUUACCUUGCUGGCACUUCCAGUCAGCCUCGGGGUGGUAAAACAGGUCCCGAAAGCUAGAGAAAAUCCUCAGGCAAAAAAAUGCAGGUGCUGACAGAUGGAGUCAGACAGGUGUGCACUGAAGAGAGAAAGAUGAGGAGAUGUGGGUGGGACACCAAAGUGUAUCUACCGAGGAGAUAGUCCCUGGCAGUCAACCUGUGGAAAAGGAAGCUGGUUUUUGUACUUGAGAUACGUUCGGAGUGGGCGUAAAUGUUCCUUUAUCUCCAAGUCCCAAUUCUCCUGAGACCACAUGACAGAAACUGCCCAGGUUGUUUCUAGAUGCUGGGUGACAAAGAGACCCUUCCCAGCAUCAGCCCACUCACUGGCUUUUUCCCCAAUCAGGAUAAAGAUAAGACAGCUGGUUACUCAAUCUUCAGAGAGACAACAUCUCCCAGAAAUCCUCUGCUUUCUUCCCAUAUAUUUCCCAGCAAAACUAGGCUGAUGUGUUCUGCAUCCUACCUGGGGAUCAGACAGCCUCUGAAGCUGCAUUUUUGCUCAGACAGGAUCCACUUGGGACUGGACUCAGUGAUUCAAGGGAAGCCAGGUAGCAGUUGAGACCAGCCCCACUGCUGACCAUUCUGCAAAACAUCCUUCUCCCCAUGCUACCCAUAUUGGUGGGCCCCUUAGCCUCUUCCAAAAACAGAAGUCUCCCAGAAAAAUGGAAACUGCCAUGCAGUGGGGAAAGGAUGGUUUUUUAAUCAAUGGCAUUGGAUCAAUUGGAUAUUAAAGUGAAAAAAUUAAACUUGA
Pipistrellus kuhlii (Kuhl's pipistrelle) is the source of this 5480-nucleotide messenger RNA. It is a transcript of the gene EBF4, whose product is annotated as EBF family member 4. Lineage: Eukaryota; Metazoa; Chordata; Mammalia; Chiroptera; Vespertilionidae. Bases 285 to 2180 code for a protein of 631 amino acids. Gene Ontology annotation, biological process: regulation of transcription by RNA polymerase II. The record is from RefSeq and is a predicted model, not a curated record. The transcript is spliced from 17 exons. Gene Ontology annotation, molecular function: DNA-binding transcription factor activity, RNA polymerase II-specific; RNA polymerase II cis-regulatory region sequence-specific DNA binding.